CGACGUCAGUGCUGCGCGCCGCAGCGUGACGUCACUGACGUGCGCCGCGCCUACGUCACUGCCGCGCGCCGGUUGCCAUGGAGGCGGCGGGGGAACGUGGAGAGGAGGAGGAGGAGGAGGUGGACGAAGAGGAAGAGUGGUUGCUGGAAUCCCUGCACCUGUACGAGGCGCUGCACGCCUUCGAGCUCCAGGCUCCCACCCGCGUUAUCGAAUGGGCCCUGGGGAAGCGUGUCUGCGUGGCCGGGUAUGGGCGCUCCGGAAGGAACGAGAUCCUGCAGCUGCUGCCACCAGCGACGUUGCAAGCGAAGGAGAGCCAGGGUCUGUGUCCGGAAAGAGAUUUCAAGGUGGAAUGUGGCGGGUUCUCAAACCGCCCGGUUUACGGCCUGAAACACGUGCCGGACACCAGGGCCUGUUCCCGUUCAGUUCUUCCAGGAAGGUCCUGGAAGAGGCCCAGUUUAACUCUCCUGCAAUCCAGGGUUGCGACCUCCCCGCCCUGCUUGUUCCUGGCAGGACGCAGAGCUCCGCGAUCCCCCAGCUUGCUGGUGACGAGCGGCCCACCCGACAGCUCGCUGCAGGUCUGGCAGGUGGCAGCAGAGGAUUCUGACGUCAUUAAACCUGUCAGCACCAUCCCGACGGAAAACAGCGCUGGGGAGACCUGGGCCAAAAUUGCAACCACUUCGACGAGAGCCCCGUGGGUCCUGCACGGCUCGAGGCUCAGCAGCACCCAGAUCACGGAGGUGGAGUCCCAGAAGAAGGUGUACGUAGCAGCCUCCGGCAGCAACGAGUUGCUCAGCAGCCUGGCGUUCCUGGACGCCAACACCUCGCUGCUGUGCUGCGCUGCGGGGCAGCUGUGCGUGGCCGAUGUCCGGCAGCACGGCCCCUUGCAGCCCGCGCCCAUCCCCUCGGCGCCGCGUGGCCAGUGCUGGUGCACGGCGGUCGGAUGCGGAGCCCCGGGCUCGGAGCUGAGCUCUCAGCCCAUCGCGUGCCUGUCGAGCGGAGGGCAGCUCAUCCUGGUGGAUGCAAGGAAAACCUCGCAGUGCUUGGCCUCGGCCAAGUGCGGAGUUCCCUCUCCCGGCUCCAGCGCCGAGUUCCUGAGCGUCUCCUGGGCUCCAGCUCUGGAGGGCUGCCUUGCUGUUUCAGGCUUCGACGGGAGCGUGCACAUCUACGACACGCGGGGCUGGGACGGCGCCGGCGGCGACGCGCGGCCGCUCUUUGUGCACAGAGGCCACGCGCCGGGCAACGGGGAACGGCCCCAGGUGACGGCGCACGCCUGGCACCCCCAAAAAGCGAGGACCUUGCUGUCGGCGGCCACCGACGGCUCCCUGCACGUCUGGGAAUGGGUGCAGCCCCGCGGGAGCUGAGGGCGGGCGCUGUUUUCGGGGCUCUCCCUGCCCGCAGCCUCGCACGGGGCUUGGAGCUGUGGAGAAGAGCCGGGGCCGGCUGCUGUGACGCAGCAGGAGUUGCAGCGGCGUUCCCUCUCUUUGCUCCGCUCUCCCGUGUGUUGCAACGUGAUUUUUGACCGCUUUGUUUGCUCCGGUCUCCCGCCGCCCCUUUCAACCUUGGGGGCAGCAGCCUGGCGUUGGGAGCGUGCCCACCGCCGUCGUUCCAUCGCGUCGCGUUUGCGUCGUGAGGCUCGGAAAAAUUAAAAAAUAAUAAAUAAAUUUAAAAAGCCA
Numida meleagris (helmeted guineafowl) is the source of this 1673-nucleotide messenger RNA. It is a transcript of the gene WDR73, whose product is annotated as WD repeat domain 73. The transcript is spliced from 9 exons. Lineage: Eukaryota; Metazoa; Chordata; Aves; Galliformes; Numididae. Gene Ontology annotation, molecular function: protein binding. Gene Ontology annotation, biological process: cytoplasmic microtubule organization. The record is from RefSeq and is a predicted model, not a curated record. Gene Ontology annotation, cellular component: cytosol; spindle pole. Bases 78 to 1361 code for a protein of 427 amino acids.